GGAUACGAAUCAUUGUAAAGAAUCUAUAGUUUAAGUAGUAGUCGAUACUUGUGCCCAAAAAAAAAAAAAAAGUAGUAGUCGAUACUAAGAAAAUGGAGAUGAAGAAGCUUUUUAAAGUUGUGUUCCUCUUGGUCGCUUACUUAACUUGUUCCCUUCCCAUGGCUAGUUACCACGGUUGUAACAAGGUUGCAGAGAAGGCAAUGAGAAUGAGUGUAAUCGGAGAAGAUUCAAGCGAUGAGUUUGGGAACUACAAGGAGAAGAAGAAGAAGGUGAAUUUGUGGUCAGGUCGUAAGUUAGCUUCCGGUCCAAGUCGUAGAGGUUGUGGCCACUAAAUUUUUAGUUGGGGUAACAAGAUUAUAAUUUAAGAUAUUUAAUUUUAUUCUCUAAUUUAUGUUUCUUGGUAUCGUUUAGUAAUAUGAGUAUUGUAGUGGGUUCUUAUAACUUAAUGAAAGGAUUGGAGUUUU
Molecule: messenger RNA, 464 nt
Organism: Arabidopsis arenosa
Lineage: Eukaryota; Viridiplantae; Streptophyta; Magnoliopsida; Brassicales; Brassicaceae
Source: the annotation of a GenBank genome assembly